Messenger RNA from Labeo rohita (rohu), 1123 nucleotides. It is a transcript of the gene sco2, whose product is annotated as protein SCO2 homolog, mitochondrial. Bases 138 to 1052 code for a protein of 304 amino acids. Gene Ontology annotation, biological process: mitochondrial respiratory chain complex IV assembly. The transcript has 2 exons. The record is from RefSeq and is a predicted model, not a curated record. Lineage: Eukaryota; Metazoa; Chordata; Actinopteri; Cypriniformes; Cyprinidae.
UACACUGAGUGCUGUAAACGAAUCUGCGACCUCGAAACUCAAGUGUGACACCGCCUGACUGUUGUGCAUGUUACAUGUGGAGCUCAAGUUUAAGGAGAAAGAAGGACAGACGAUUGUAACCUCAGGUUAUACUGAGGAUGUUGAGACUCAGCUGCCUUAGAGGACUGGACUGGCAUUGUCCUUCAUGGAGCAUCCUAAGGUCAACAACGAGAGAAACAAGUCAGCUUUCAUAUAAUUUCCCAAAAACCACAUUCCCCUCAUGCAGAACUUUCAAAAACACACCUUCAUUCCUCUUUAAAACAUCAGGUUUUCCUCAAUCACACUACUGUCCACCAAGGCUAUUUGGAAAACAAAGAGCUUUUUACUCUCAAGGCCCCUCUAAAACACCAAACCCAGGCUCGUCAGCAGGUGUCAAACUGCGUACACGCUUGGUGGUGACGCUUCUUUUCGGAGGUGGCAUUAUUGGUACCUGGUGGUACGUCCACCAGGAAAAACAACAGAAGAUCCAGAUGCAGCGACUGGAGCAGCUGAGAAAAGUGGCAGUCGGACAGGGAGACUUCAGUCUGUUGGAUCACACAGGACAGCGAAGGACCAAACGUGAUUUCCUAGGCCGUUGGGUGCUCUUAUACUUCGGUUUCACCCACUGCCCAGAUAUCUGCCCCGACGAGCUGGAUAAAAUGACUAGCGUGGUGCGUAUUCUUGAUAAAGAUCCCAGUUUGCCUCCUGUCCAGCCGCUUUUUAUCACCGUCGACCCUGAGAGAGAUGACGUUGCUGCUAUGGCAAAGUACGUAAAGGAUUUCCACCCCCGGCUGAUUGGAUUGACGGGUACCGCGGAGGAAGUGAAGCAGGCAGGACGGGAUUAUAGGGUCUACGCCAGCGCUGGGCCUAAAGAUGAGGAUGGAGAUUACAUUGUGGACCACACCAUCAUCAUCUACCUGGUUAACCCAGACGGACUGUUUCUGGACUACUACAAUAGAAUGAAAAACGAUGUACAGAUUGCUGAGAGUAUACGGAAUCACAUGAAAAACUAUGUUAAAUUAUUUCCAGAUUGAUCUAAAUGGGGGAAAACGUGUUUUCACAAUAAAGCUGUAUUUCAAAACGCUGAUCAACCACAUCCUAGUUC